AUGUGCAGUUUGAACAACACCACGGAAUUUGAAUUUGUGAAGACGUUCCAGUACGUGGUGCACAUCCCAACAUUCACCAUGGGACUGGUCUUCAAUUCAGCAGCGCUCUGGAUACUCUGCUUCAGAUUGAAGAAUUGGACAGAGUCUGUUAUCUACAUGACAAAUCUAAUAUUUUCCGACGUGUUUCUGCUUUUCUCUCUACCUUUCAAAAUGUAUGCCUACCAGGUAGAAGGGAAGUGGCAUCUCGGUUCACGCUUUUGUCAGUUUGUGGAGUCCCUCUACUUUGUCAACACCUACGGGACCAUCCUGUUGAUCAUGCUGAUAUCUCUGGAUCGGUACGUUGCUAUCAAGCACCCCUUCCUGGCGAGAACCCUCAGAUCGCCAAAGAAAGCCACCAUUGCCUGCACUGUUCUGUGGGUCUGUGUCUGGUCAGCAAGCAUUCCAAAUUACUUGCAAAACAGUCCACCCAAUGAUGGACAGUGUUUCUCGGGUUUUUCUGAUUUUUGGAAAGGUGGUGCAAUUCCUCUGAGUAUGCUCACUGUAUUCUUAAUUGCUGCAUCUGCUGUGGUUUUCUGCAGUGUUCGAAUUGUAAGAACUUUACGAAGAGUGGUUGAAGGGAGAGAAGACAUUAAUCUGAGUAUGUCUAUGAAAAUAAUCUCUUCCAAUCUGGUAACCUUCCUUGUCUGCUUUACUCCGUAUCACGUAGCCCUGUUGCUAUACUUGUUGGCAAGAAAUUGUCUCAUAGCAAAGGAUUACCUGGUAUCACUGCGUGUGUUUCUCCAGAUCUGUCAAUGUUUGGCGACGACAAACUGUUGUCUGGAUGCGAUGUAUUACUAUCUGAUCAUUAAAGAGUUCUGGAAGUCGAAAGACAAGAGGAUAAAGCAAUUAUUUCCAACUAUAUGA
This is a messenger RNA of Pristis pectinata (smalltooth sawfish), 903 nucleotides long. Its product is annotated as G-protein coupled receptor 55-like. Gene Ontology annotation, biological process: positive regulation of Rho protein signal transduction; phospholipase C-activating G protein-coupled receptor signaling pathway. Gene Ontology annotation, cellular component: membrane. Lineage: Eukaryota; Metazoa; Chordata; Chondrichthyes; Rhinopristiformes; Pristidae. Gene Ontology annotation, molecular function: G protein-coupled receptor activity. The transcript has a single exon. The record is from RefSeq and is a predicted model, not a curated record. The coding region runs from base 1 to 903 and encodes 300 amino acids.